AUGGCGUCCACUGGACAGGCGAUAAGCGUCAUCGGCAAGGACUUGGGCAAGUUCUCGUUCAGGAACAACUAUCCGUCCAACUUCCAGAAGAGCAAGAACAUGUGGAUUAUGGUUAUGUUAUUGGUCAGCAACGUCCAUGCCAUGACGAGCGUAGAGAGAGAGUCGUGCGAGCUCAAGUUCAGACGCAGCUUCAGAGGCAGACACGUGUCGUUCAUGAUGGACUCGUAUAAGGCCGUGGCCGAACCACUAUCUCCUCAUGCACCACCGCUCAAGGCACCUGGUCAGGAAGUAAUGGCACUAACAUGGCUCAAGAGAAAAGUAGCCAUUAAGUGA
Molecule: messenger RNA, 333 nt
Organism: Exophiala xenobiotica
Lineage: Eukaryota; Fungi; Ascomycota; Eurotiomycetes; Chaetothyriales; Herpotrichiellaceae
Exons: 1
Coding region: 1-333 (110 amino acids)
Source: RefSeq, a predicted model, not a curated record